UGCGCCCUCUUUGAUAACUUCUAUCAGUACAAAUACCUGGAAAACCUAACACUGAACUCACACCCCCAGACCACAUACAAUCUUUUUCUCUGUUUCUCAAAGUUCUCAUCUGAACUAAGCUAUCUUUCAUCAUACAAAUGUAUUCGCUAGGUUUUAUCUUAUUUCUCCUUUGUCUUCCUAUGCAUGCAUGCGAUGCUCGUUGUCUAGGUUAUGCUGCUGAAGGUAUUGACAAUCAUGCCGAUUUUCUUGCCAAGGAUGUCAAUAAGUUGAAGCUCCACGAUCAACUACAGAUGAGGUCUUCAAUCUCAAAGGAAGUACAAACACAAGAAUAUGGGGUUCACGGAAUAAGAAAACAAGAGAAUGAGACUGAUGCAAAUGAUAUGAAACAAACACUUUGCAACUUACUUCUCAAGGCAAAAGAAGCUGUUGAAAAUGCUAUUUCAUCAGGAUAUGAAAUUAUCUUGUCUUCUGGGGUUGAUUUCCACGGCAUGGCAAAAGUAGAGGGAUUGAAGAGAGUAAGAAGGUCAAGGUCCAUGUUAGGAAAUUCAGGUGGUGACACUGAGGAAGAUGUGGGUUCCAAGGAAAAGGAUAUGGUGGAUGGGGACAUUGACGACGUUAUGGAUUAUUCACAACCUCAUCGGAAACCUCCUAUUCAUAAUGAAAAAAACUAGACAACACUCGUUAAUAUUACCCAAAAUGUUAAUGUUUCGUACCAGCUUCUAGUUUCAUUUAAAAGAGAACCAAGAAAAGGUUAUUAUGGUUUCUCCCCUAAAACUACCAUCUUUUGGCUACCUGUUCAAGGGCGUUUCGUAUGUUAUUUUAUGGUCAAAAUUGAAAUAUAUAUGUUAAGUCCAA
Gossypium arboreum is the source of this 855-nucleotide messenger RNA. RefSeq lists its product as uncharacterized. The transcript has 4 exons. NCBI's taxonomy places the organism in Eukaryota, Viridiplantae, Streptophyta, Magnoliopsida, Malvales, Malvaceae. The record is from RefSeq and is a predicted model, not a curated record. The coding region runs from base 138 to 671 and encodes 177 amino acids.